This is a messenger RNA of Botrytis byssoidea, 1668 nucleotides long. RefSeq lists its product as uncharacterized. The record is from RefSeq and is a predicted model, not a curated record. NCBI's taxonomy places the organism in Eukaryota, Fungi, Ascomycota, Leotiomycetes, Helotiales, Sclerotiniaceae. The coding region runs from base 1 to 1668 and encodes 555 amino acids. The transcript is spliced from 2 exons.
AUGCUAGAUUUGGCUUUCCGAAAUGAAAGUUCCGCUGUUAUUGAGAAAGCCAAAGCCAAGGAGAAGGCUAAAAAACUUAAAGCUAGCGAAAAAGAGCAGCGAUCAUCCAGACCAUCUAGUGCCACUAGAACAAAAAAAACAAGUAGAGCCUCCUCAUCGAGUGACCAGAGACUUUCAAGUCGAAGUAUUGCGGUAUCCUCAUCGAACUAUGAAGAUGACGACAAAUUUGAGUUGAACGAAAUCUUAACGGCUCCACGGCCAAGGGCCGCAUUGGCACCAUCAAUUGUUGAGCAGGGUACCUCAUACUUCAUCACCAACUUUGUGGCUGGAGUAUCCGGAUCAUCACACGGACAUUUCAAUUAUCUGAAGGACCUCUGCCGCAAUGGUGGUCUGGACGAAGCUUUAUCUACAAGCAUGACGGCUGUCGGUCUUGCUGGUCUUGCUAACAGAACCAAAUCACCUCAGUUACUCGGUGAAGCUCGUCAUGAAUAUAUGAUUGCGCUAAGGCGUGUCAAUGGUGCACUUAGAUCUCUCACAGAUGCUGUCAAAGAUAGUACUUUACUAUCUAUCAUGGUAUUAGCCGUAUUCGAAACAAUAACAUGUACCAAUCGAUUGUCUUUAAAAGCAUGGACCGAACACAUCAAUGGAGCCUCGACGCUUAUCAAGCUUCGAGGCCCCUCACAGUUCAAAACACGAGUGGGGGUUGGUCUGUUCAUGCAGAUAACAGCUCAUAUUCUCAUAAGCGCGCUACAGCGAGAAAUCCCGAUGCCACAAGAGAUUAUGGCGCUACGAGCCGCAGUUCAUAAGCAGCUUGACCUCCGGGAUCCUACUUUCAGAAUGCUGGCUAUCCUAGACAAACUUACGCACUUUAGAUCCGAUCUUCGAACCGGCAAAUUGAGCGAUAGUGAACAAAUCUUUGCCGCCGCUCUUGCUCUGGACGAAGAAUUACAACAAAUACUUGCUAAUGUACCACCCGACUGGGAAGUCGAGACUGUGCAAGCUGGGGAGAAUGAAGCUCCAGAGAUCGUGUUCAAGGGUUCUUACGACAUAUAUUACGACCAUUGGAUAGCGCAAAUAUGGAACUCGAUGCGAAAUUCUCGAAUCAUGCUCAAUGAGAUAAGUCGCAAACCGUCAACUUGGACUUCAUCUCCCGGUCACUCUACACCUCCAUCCCGCACCCCAUUACCUCUCAAUAACCUCCCACCUUCAACUCCUAAUACAAUUAGCAAUAUCCUCUCCACUCUUUACCAAGAUGCCUUCGUCCCUGAUACUCCCUCUAUUCCAGCUGAGACUGGCCUCAUACCCCCGCCUUUCUCUUUUCCUGCAGCGGGCGCCUAUUUCCUCGUCUGGCCACUCUAUAUCGCAGCCGUAUCUCGCGUUACUUCACCCGAGGACCGCACCUUCGCCUGUACCGCACUCCGCCGUCUAAUCAGCGAUACGGGUGUUACGCAAGGAGCAGCCCUGGCGCAUUUCAUUGAAACGAGUCCACGCAUGCACAAUUCUGUAAAGGAUAAUGGGAAAGAAUUUGAGAAUCGAGUGAAAAAUAGUACAGUAGGGCUUGGCAGGAGUAUUAUUGAUGGGGAUAAGAUGUCGAAGGGUAUGAUUAAGAGAGCGGGACCUUUGCCAGUCUAUACUUAUACAAGGGGAAUCAAUGAGAUUGAGGUCUGA